Sesamum indicum (sesame) is the source of this 681-nucleotide messenger RNA. RefSeq names its product protein DMP10. Lineage: Eukaryota; Viridiplantae; Streptophyta; Magnoliopsida; Lamiales; Pedaliaceae. The record is from RefSeq and is a predicted model, not a curated record. Gene Ontology annotation, biological process: endomembrane system organization.
AUGAAACUCAAUCCUCCCACCACCAUCAUGGAUCUUGAACAAUCUCCACCACCACCAUCACCACCUCGGCCUCGGCCCACUUUCUCCGCUCACCCUGUCCAUAAAACGUUAGCCAGCGCGGCCAACCUAGCAAACCUCCUUCCGACAGGCACAGUCCUCGCAUUUCGGACCCUAAUUCCGUCGUUUUCCAAUAAGGGUAUGUGUGAAGUAUCCAACAGAUGCCUGACGACAGGCCUCAUAGCCUUCUGCGCAGUUAUUUGCUUCUUCUCCUCGUUCACCGACAGCUUCACGGACAGCGAUGGGAAGCUGUACUACGGGAUUGCCACCUUCAAGGGACUCUACAUUUUCAACAGUACAACUGAUCAUGAUGAAGACGAAGAGAAGAUGGAUUAUAACAGUAGUACGAUGGAUUUGUCCAAAUUCAGAAUAAGUUUGAUCGACUUUGUUCAUGCAUUCGUGUCGUUGUUGGUGUUCUUGGUGUUUGCUUUUAGCGACAGUGAUGUCCAGAGCUGUUUCUUUGCAGUGGGAGGAGCAGAUUUGGAUGUUUUGGUGGUGAAUUUGCCUCUGGCAGCUGGCGUUUUCUCCAGCUUCUUGUUCAUGAUCUUCCCCACUACUCGUCGAGGAAUUGGAUACGCAGACAUGCCUACUAAGUUUAAACCCGUAGUCAUCAGGUCGAACUGA